Drosophila persimilis is the source of this 481-nucleotide messenger RNA. RefSeq lists its product as uncharacterized. The record is from RefSeq and is a predicted model, not a curated record. The coding region runs from base 34 to 372 and encodes 112 amino acids. Gene Ontology annotation, cellular component: ribonuclease P complex. The transcript is spliced from 2 exons. Gene Ontology annotation, biological process: tRNA 5'-leader removal. NCBI's taxonomy places the organism in Eukaryota, Metazoa, Arthropoda, Insecta, Diptera, Drosophilidae.
CUGGCACAGAGAUCAAGCAAUAUCGCGUGAAUCAUGAGUGACUAUUAUUAUUUUGAUGUGAAACUAAAGCUCCGCAACCCCGAGGCUAUUAUUUUCACACCCAUCUUCUUUCGUAGCUGUGUUCUAAACGCUCUAGAGAGUUUCUUCGGCGAUCUGGGAGGAAAGACCAACAUGGACAUUGUUAAAUUUUGUGACAAGCAGCAGCGCAUUGUUUUCCGUGUUCCCGAAGAGUUCUUUGAGCGGACCCGAACCGCACUGUCGUUGAUAGGCCACUACCAGGAAGUACCUUGCCACUUUCAAGUGAUAGGCACCUCUAAGACAGCUCUAGACUUCGACAAGGAUAUUUCCGCAAAAGCAGCUCGGAGAUGUUGAAAGUAAGCCGACGUCCUGUACUCCAGCUCCUGAUCAACGAUCUGACAGACACUUCCAAUUAAAAUGAAUAGUUUCCACAGUUUCGGCAUGUUAAAUCGGUUACAUUAAA